AUGGUGCCCACACUGUUAGCAAAAACACUACCAACUACACUUUCUGUGAGGAGGCUCUUUAUUCCGACCCACGUCCCCCCCACCGCAGAUCGAUAUGUACUUGCCUACAUAGCUUUUGACUUGGCUUAUGUGAACGCCACCCAUACCAACGAUUACAUAGGCUCGCUGCUUAAGAAUGUCGCAACAACAAAUCAUAGUAAGCGGCCAGAGCUAGCCCGUCAACUCCAAAGAUGCCACGGCUUUUAUGGGCAGGCCGUUCAAGUUCCUGCAGAAGCCCUCAAUGAUUUGGACUCUGAGACUUACUUCAAUUUGGGUCUUUUGGCUGUUGCCGCUGAUCAUUCUGCCCGUGAUUGUGAAGUCACUUUCAAUGCUCACUCUUCACUGUCCCGGAUGAAUCAAAACUUGAGGAACCUUUCCAAAAUUUGUCUCGUCGUCUCUAAACUCUUAACAAUAUCUUGA
Messenger RNA from Ilex paraguariensis (yerba mate), 459 nucleotides. NCBI's taxonomy places the organism in Eukaryota, Viridiplantae, Streptophyta, Magnoliopsida, Aquifoliales, Aquifoliaceae. The record is from the annotation of a GenBank genome assembly.